Molecule: messenger RNA, 1947 nt
Organism: Sclerotinia borealis F-4128
Lineage: Eukaryota; Fungi; Ascomycota; Leotiomycetes; Helotiales; Sclerotiniaceae
Source: the annotation of a GenBank genome assembly
AUGGAAGGAUACCCUAUCUCCAACAGUCACGGCUCGACCUUCACCAACUGUAACGUAUCGGAUAAUUCUCAGGCAUUCCUUGGCCACAGUACCAUUCAAACCGUAAAUAAUUACAACGCAGGUUACAGAGGUCCUGAAAAAGACUUGAAGAUACAGUUUCGUGAGGCUUUGCAAUCGAUUGCCAGUAAUCCCAGGUUCUUUAACAUCGAAGAUGCUAAGCGGGACACUUUUGAGGAAAAAGGCACCUCCGUCAUCAAAUACUUUCUUUCCGAGCUCGGCCACGAGCAUGAGAAGAAGCUUACCGGACUACUAUCUUCAGUCUUCGACCAGCUGUUAGAUCUCUUCCCGGGACUUAUAUCCUCGUUCAUUCUGCCAAUAUUCAAGGAUGUGAAACGUCAUAAUCCCCGCAAUGAAUUCUUAUUUCCAGAGCAAGAACUAAAGGACGCGCUCAAACUGGUUGUUGAGAAGUGUCAGACGAAGAAGACGGUGAUUUUACUUAUCGACGGCUGGGAUGAAUGUGAACCUGAAAUGCAAUCAGAAGGACUUUACUUUUUAAAAGACUGGGUCGAUUCUACCAUUCAACGAAAAACACCACUGUCGAUAAAGCUCUGUCUGGCAAGCCGGCUAAACGAAAUCAUGACUGAAAGAAUGAAUGCAGGCAGGAAAGAUCUGAGAGACACAGUUCGUGAUGCUUUAAGCCAUAAGAUUGCGCGAAAAGGUUCCACGGAGCAGGAUCUUCAUCAGAACAUUGAUGAGCUUCCUGAGCAGAUCGAAGAAUUAUACAAAAGAUUUGUGACACAAUUGGAGUGUCCGAAACGAGCCUGGAAAUAUUUGCAGUUGUUCUGCUUGCCGUGUGAGGCAGGGGGCUUUCACCCCUGGAGAUAUCCAACGUUGCUCGAACUUUCUUUCGUGGAUACAACUGUGGCUCGGAUUAUUCAGCUGGAUACUCAGGACAAGAAAACAGUUUUCGCGCUUGAUAUCAUUGAUCGUCUACAAGAAAGCUGUGGACAGUUUCUAGAGGUCAUUGAUAUGGACAAAAAGUAUAUUAGUAACACCCUUAUUGAGAGCUGGAACUACGACGAUUAUCCUUCUCAUGAUGACGAUAUGCGUAGUGUCCAACCGGUACACAAGACUGUCGUUGAAUUUAUCGCCAAAAAAUCGAGGUUUGCUGCCAGUUUCGAAGAAGCCAGUGAAAGUGAUUGGUUGGAUGCUCGGAUUACACAACUUAGGUGCUGGCUGCGACUCCUAGUUGUCCUCGCAAAUCCUGAAUGGGGAGACCAAGAUUCCGAAAACCUUCAGACCUGCAAUACUCCCAUUAUGAAUUACAGAUUGACGGCAUUUUUCUCGGCUGCUGACUACUACUAUCAAAUAACAGGUGCCGAUCGUUUUUGCAAAUUUGAGCCAUGUUGCAACAUUUACGAUAAUACUUCGUUUCCACAACUGGACAAAUUGACCCUCGCUAUGACCAAUGGAUUGUUUGGUUAUGUCAAAGUCAAACUACCUCUUUCGGACGACCUCCGAAGAGCUACGGCCCGUCAAAUGCCACUACUAUUAUGUGCUGUCAGUUGUCUGAAUCAUUCUAACUUGAAGGACUACCAGCGUGGACUCGACUUGGUAAAAGUUUUACUACUCAGCGGCAGUUACUCCGUAAAUGAGUUAUAUAGAGGGCUGUCCAGUUGGCAGUACUUGAUCCUCCGGACGAUUGUGAUUUGGAAUGUCGAAGAACAUCGUCCAGAUUUGGAUAUCUACAGCUUGUUCUUGGAACAUCGUGCCAAUCCGGACAUAAAUUUUGGGCCAGGAUUGAGAUUGGACGAAAGCUUAGUCAAAGCACACCUCCCAGCUGAUCCUAACGAGAUGAUAGAAUGUGGGUUUGUAGGACCCCUCUGUCUUGCACCAGAGACCUACGACUCUGAGUAUUAUCAAUCAUGGUCGUUUGAUACCAACUAG